CUGUCUUGAGUGUGUCGUGUGGUGAGUGUCAAGCACAGACAACGCCAGUCUGCGUCCAUAUCCGUGUCUGCCGCACUGCACCUUCUCUUCAUAUCUCACCACUUUACUGCAGGCGUUCCUAUUCUGUCGCCUGCAACCUUGACCACUUGGAGCCUUGCAUUCUUGUCGUCGUUUCUUCCUUUCCUUAUCUCUCUUCCCGUUCACUCUACUCUUGGUCAUCUUCUAGUUGUCUUUCACAAAUCUGGCACUCUGUGCCUGUUGCACUCGCUUUUGUCCUUUCUGACCUCCCCAAGGGGGCCAUACACAUAAUGUCUCCCGACGUCCGGCUUCACCUUUGGUGGCCAACUUACCUCAUUUUAAUCUUCACAUGCUUAUCCCAAGCAUUCUAUAUCCCAGGUGAGUCGAGUCUAAAUCUAGCCUGGGUUCUGGGUUCUGGGUUCCGAGUUCCCGGUCGAGGGUGCUGUGGGUGAAGUAUCACUGCUUCUUACACCCGUGACAGGUUAUUCAAUACGCACUUAUCAGAACGAUGAAAACAUCCCCUUACUCGUCAACAAAGUCUACUCAGACAACAGCCCUCUUCAAUAUGCCUAUUUCGAACUCCCUUUUGUCUGCCCUCCCACGGGUCGGAAACAUCCAGGCUCGUCGUUUGCUAGCGGCCACAGCGUUCCUCUCAACCUCGGAGAAGUCCUCCGCGGCGAUCGUAUCAAGACGUCAGACUUUGAGAUCAACAUGGGCCAGGAUGUCGAAUGUCAAUAUCUGUGCGACAGAGUCGUCGAUCGACGACAGAUGAAAUGGGCCCAGGACCUGAUCGAGGAGGGUUAUGUCACCGAGUGGAUCUUGGACAACCUCCCUGGCGCGACUUCUUUUACUACUCCAGACCGAUCAAAGAAAUACUAUGCUGCUGGCUUCAAGAUGGGAUACAAGGGCUAUGACAUGGCCACCGGCAAACAGAGGUAUUACCUGAACAAUCACCAUACCUUGGUGGUCCGUUGGCGCAGAGCCUCCGGACGGGCCGGCGAUGCUGGCGGAAAUGUCAUUGUCGGCUUCGAGGUCUACGCAAAGAGUAUUUAUGGAAACCAUCGGAACGAGACGGGCUGUCCGCUCGAUGUUGCCGCUGACCACGACCCCUUUGCCCUCUACAUGUCGCCCAAACCCAACGACGACCUCAGAACGCAGUACGCUGAUUCCUCCUACAUACCCGACUAUGCCGAUAUGGACGAUGGCUCGACCUUGACCAUUCCAUACACCUACUCGGUUUAUUUCCGCGAGACCACCGACAUUGAAUGGGCGAAUAGAUGGGAUCUCUACUUUACCGAUCAGUCCGAAAGUUCCUUCACCCACUGGCUCGCCAUCGUCAACUCGUUGAUCAUCUCGGGCGUUCUCGGCGCCGUUUGCAUCGUUAUCUGGGGACGAACCAUGCAGGGAGACGUCAGAGGAAGAGGAGACGGCGUUCUUGAGGAGGCACGGCUCCGCAUCACCAAAUUCGGAGACAAGAAAUCAUUGGGCAAUGGACUGCUGGAGAAGAUAUCGGAACCAGGCCCGGACGACGAUACCUGCUCGGAUGAAGAGCCCUCGGAGGAGCUCACGGGCUGGAAAAUGCUACACGGCGACGUGUUUAGACCACCUCCUUACGGCGGUUUGUUGGCACCGCUGGUCGGCUCUGGAAUGCAACUCGUUUUCAUGGUUGGUGGACUCCUGGUCCUCAGUUGCAUUGGGGUCUUGAAUCCUAGCUGGCGUGGAGGAUUUGUGAGCGUGGGUGUUGGUCUAUUUGUUUUUGCUGGAUGUUUCUCUGGCUACUUCUCAGCCCGAGUGUACAAGACAUUUGGCGGGCAGAACUGGCGCAAGAACACGAUGAUGACUGCUCUUCUUUUCCCCGGGCUACUCUUCACUCUGGUCUUUGUGCUCAACCUCUUCACGUGGGCACAGGCAUCGUCGACAGCCAUCCCCUUCUCCACGCUGGUGGCCUUGGCUUCGCUGUGGCUUCUGAUCCAACUCCCGUUGGUCCACAUUGGCUCGUUUUAUGGGUACCAUCGCUCGUCAGCGUGGGAACAUCCCACGCGAACGAAUGCCAUACCGCGACAGAUCCCCCCACGAGCAUGGUAUGCUCAACAUCAGAUUGGGUUGGCACUAGGAGCAGGACUCGUGUCGUUUGCGGUGCUUUUCAUCGAACUCAUCUUUGUCUUCAAGUCUCUGUACCUCGACAAGUCGUCCUACUACUACGUAUUUGGGUUCCUGAGCAUCAUUGCGGCUCUUUUGUCCAUUACGAUUGCCGAGACAGUCAUGAUUACGACUUAUAUUCAAUUAUGCGCAGAAAAUUACCAUUGGUGGUGGCAGUCAUUUUUCGUGGGAGGGGCGUCUGGGGCCUGGAUAUUCAUCUACUCGAUUUGGUAUUACUGGACGAGGCUCCACAUUGAAGGGUUCAUCAGCAGCCUGUUAUUUUUCAGUUACAGCGCACUCGCGUGUGCGGUGUACGCCAUGGCCACGGGGACCAUUGGGUUCUUGACCGCCUAUGUUUUUGUUCGCAGGAUUUACGGAGGCGUCAAGGUGGACUGAGAGUCCCCGUGAGCCACAUGGAUGGUGGGUCAAUGAUGCAGGUCCAGGACCCCAUGGAGCAAGAACCGUGCUUGCGGCCUUGUCGAUUUGUAUAGAUGAGCAGCAUGGAGAAGAUGGUUGGGUAGAAAGUCCCCAUCCAAAUAUGGCUACCACAAGAAUCCAUACGGAAUAAUGAUUUUCAUUGAUUGAUCAGUA
This is a messenger RNA of Exophiala mesophila, 2748 nucleotides long. RefSeq lists its product as hypothetical. The coding region runs from base 730 to 2553 and encodes 607 amino acids. Gene Ontology annotation, cellular component: Golgi apparatus; membrane. The record is from RefSeq and is a predicted model, not a curated record. The transcript has 2 exons. Gene Ontology annotation, biological process: vacuolar transport; protein localization to membrane. NCBI's taxonomy places the organism in Eukaryota, Fungi, Ascomycota, Eurotiomycetes, Chaetothyriales, Herpotrichiellaceae.